Procambarus clarkii (red swamp crayfish) is the source of this 558-nucleotide messenger RNA. The record is from RefSeq and is a predicted model, not a curated record. NCBI's taxonomy places the organism in Eukaryota, Metazoa, Arthropoda, Malacostraca, Decapoda, Cambaridae.
AUGACACUAUCACCUAAACCUAUUCACAAACUCACGCCCGAGACAUCACUACACAAACUGCAAGAACUAUACAAAACAGAAGACACCAAAAAAUGGGAUGACCUCAUAAGCCAAAUUCAAGUUGACUACAGAAACCCAGGAAAUUUCUGGAAAAAAAACUUAAAAACCCAACACGAUGGGAACCUCAGCCCAGGAAACACCCAACAUGAUGGGAACCUCAGCCCAGGAAACACCCAACAUGAUGGGAACCUCAGCCCAGGAAACACCCAACAUGAUGGGAACCUCAGCCCAGGAAACACCCAACAUGAUGGGAACCUCAGGCCAGGAAACACCCUACAUGAUGGGAACCUCAGCCCAGUAAACACCCAACAUGAUGGGAACCUCAGCCCAGGAAACACCCAACAUGAUGGGAACCUCAGCCCAGGAAACACCCAACAUGAUGGGAACCUCAGGCCAGGAAACACCCUACAUGAUGGGAACCUCAGCCCAGGAAACACCCUACAUCAUAGACGCCUCAGGAAAUACUCAGCCAGCAGACAACGAAGAGAGAGCACAUGA